Molecule: messenger RNA, 2754 nt
Organism: Guillardia theta CCMP2712
Lineage: Eukaryota; Cryptophyceae; Pyrenomonadales; Geminigeraceae
Exons: 14
Coding region: 1-2754 (917 amino acids)
Biological process (GO): positive regulation of protein phosphorylation; piecemeal microautophagy of the nucleus; autophagosome assembly
Cellular component (GO): extrinsic component of membrane; phagophore assembly site membrane; Atg1/ULK1 kinase complex
Molecular function (GO): molecular adaptor activity; protein kinase binding
Source: RefSeq, a predicted model, not a curated record
AUGCUCAUACCUGUUUGCUCGGCCCUCUCGGGGAGGCCUCUCUCUCUGGACUUGCCUGGAGGCUCUCUUGUGGAGGAACUUUAUUCCACCAUCAAGCGGCAACUGGAAAUCGAAGUCGAGAACCAAAUUGUGAUGUGCGAGUGGGAGCCAGAGAGUGGUAUGAACCAAAGAAAGACGCUGUCCUCGUACGGCCUUCCGCGCCAAGAUAAUCAAGUCAUUUUCUUUUACGACAAGUCAUGGUUCAAGUCCGGGUUGGCGGGCACUAAGACCGAAGAUGAAAUCAUUGUGAUCAAGGCUCAAUUACCGAAUCAAGAGAAGUCAUUGUCCAACAGCGCGUUCAUGUCGAAUCAAGACUCGGGCGAGCCUAUGCAGAGUGCCAUCUUUAAUUUCUAUGCAAGAUUCGCCCAUUGGAAGGCAACCGCUGAUGCCUUCUUGGUGGCUGCGAAAGCGAGAGAGAAAGCAUGCCAGGACAUUCGAAAUGAAGUCAAGAUGCAGCAUCGCGGAUCGGCUUUGGCAAGGAAGUCGCUCAUGUGCUACUUCAGUGCUGUCAGGAAGUCUAUCGAGAAGUUGGAAACAGAGCUUGAAUCGGCUCGUCUGAGCACAGAAGAAAAUCUCAAGAGAUCAGAAGUUGAUGCAUGCCUUGAAAAGCUCCAGAUGACCAGUCUUCACAAGGCACAUUGUGCGGUCUGGAGAGUUCCGGAGGGAACCAAGUUGAUUUCUUUUGUCAAGGACACCGACCUUCUGAACAAAUGUGUUGAAUCUUGCCACUCCCUUGUAAGUGUGCUCGAAAGCAAGGUCGGAGAAUGCAUCGUUGCGUUCCAAGAGCUCGAAGAUCUUGUGAACCUGGAGAUGACGAACGGGGAUAUGUCGGAAAGAUCGACGAUCGCCGAAGUCGAGAGCUUCUUAGAGAGCAUGUCGUCGGAGAGAAUCGAGAUCGAGAACUUCAACUCAGCAAUAUCGGAAGAUGUUCGAGAGUUGGAAGCGACCCUCCCUGACCUGUCGAAUGGAGAGAGGGACGUUGGGAACCUUUUGGACCUCAUGAACAAGCUACAAUCCAAGUACUCACAGUUCAAAGAUGGCUUCAACGAGCUUUCGACGCACGAUAACAGCCAUCAGAAGCUCAUGGAAGGUUGCUCUCUUGCAAAGAAGCAGAUGACAGAAGGGAUUUUGGACAAACUGCAGAGGGUAGCCACACUGCAAGGACGUCUGCUUGACACGAAGAAGAAGUCGGAUGCUCUGUUGGCUGGAGCGGUGAACGAGAGGAAAAGAAGAAUCAAUCAAGUCGAGAUCGUCCUAAGGCUGCCGGAAACCUACAAAGCUUGGUGUGAAGAGGUUCACAAGAGAAAUGCGUAUUACGACAACCUCGUUGCGAACGCGGAGCACAUUUCAGGAGCCGUGCAAGAUCUGGUAGACAACGAGGAAGAGCGGAGGCUGGAGUUUCUGGAGAAGUAUGAAGCCUACCUCCCAGCUCCUCUCCUCGACCUCCUCAAUGAAGGAGCGAGCGGGGCUGCGGGGCAUCCGCCGAGGAUGGAAAUCCAUGUCUCGAGGAGGCCGAAGCAGCUGCCAGAGAUCCGACUGAGAGAUCUUGAAGAAGGGGCGGCUGGAAACUUCCAGCUGCUUCAGAUCACGAGGGAGAGAGGAGAUGCCAGCGGUGCGAAGGCGGAAGGAGAGCAGGAGGAGGCUCCGAGGUCUGAGGAGCCGGAUAAGAGGGUGAACCAGGACAUGGAGGCAGUGAAGAGUCAGAUGGAGGAGCUGGAGAACGAGCUGUCGGAGAAGGAGAGGCUGUGGCGCAAGGCGAACGAAGGGAAGGCUGAACUGCAGCUCAAGCUGAAUGAAACGAUUGAGCGAGUCAACAUGGAGAGGGCGCAGAGGGAAAAGUUGCAGAAUGCGCUGAUACGAAUUGGCUCUCUGCUGCAAAUCGACUUGCAACGUCAAACGCCACAAUCCUCGAGGCUGCGGAAGUCGGAGGAUCGGGACAUCAUGGACCCGAAAUCCCUAGAGAAUGUCAUUUCGAGCAUCGGCGAUCUGGUCGAGAAGAGCAAGUCCCAACGAGAGAGCGAGACUUUCAAGAACUUCUCAGAACUCCAGAUGAAUGCACAAAAGUCGGAAGCCCAGAUCUCGAAGCUCGAGGAGGAACUAGAAAAGAAGAACAAGCUGUUCUCAGGCGCCAUGCAGAACGCCGCAUCCUUGGAGAUCCAGAACAAGAAAGUUGGGGAGGAGCUGCAGCUCGAGAAGUCCAACAGGGAGAAGCUGCUGUCGUUUGCUUCAAAGCUGUCUGCCAGUCUUGGGAUGGAAGUAAUCAAGCCGCUCCCGUCCUCGUCGCGCGCGCUUAGAGGAAGUGAAGAUCGUGACCUAGAGGUCAAGCUUGACGUGAGGACGAACAUGCUGCAGAGAAUUUCAGAGCUCAUGGGAAAGCCAGAGGAGCGGAAGGAGAAUCCUGGGCAGUCAAUCAAGAUAUCCUUGUCCAGCUUCGAACCGGGUGACGUGGCUCUCUUUAUGCCUUGUGGAAAGGAUCGCACGGACGCCUACGGCAACAGCUUGUACGUCGCUUUCAAUGUCGAUUGCCCGAGACAUUUCCUUCAUACUUCGUCGUUGGAGGAAUUCUUCAAUAAGGAUAAGGCUCGAGCUGAGAGCUACUGUCUGGGGAGGAUCACCGUAUGUUACGAGGCCACGGAAGAUGACUUCAACGAGUUCGGGAUGACGGAUGAAGAGACAUUCCAUGUCUGUUACGCAGAACCUGUGUUAACAGAGUGA